GCAAUUAAAAUACCACUUACGAAGCAGUGGUUUGUGACUCGACGGCUAGCGGUUCAGAAGAAGGUACGAACCAGUGCGGGGCAGUAGAAGAAUGAAAUCCUGAUCCCCUAAUAAGUGAGUUUUCUUCACUUUCGCAUACCAAACCACUGUCGGAUUUUUAAAAUUUUUCUCUUCGAACUCUCCAACUCGGUUCCAAAAUGGCGACUUUCGCCCAGUUCACCGAUUCUAUCCCGAUUUUACCGAGUUUACAUCAAAAUCGAACUUGCUUCCGAGUCGGAAGCUAUCGUCUAAGUUAACGAGUUGAUAACCAUGUUUGUAGCCAUAGGCAUUAUGGACAAUGCAGCAUAUCGCAGUUUUCUUCAGGUUCUCCCCCCUGUUGAGUUUGCUUGCGUCUAUGGAUCAUCUCUUCAUCCAUCCAACUGCGAUAAGACUACCAUGACAGAUUAUAUUAUUGGUGUGGCUGAUCCCAAACAGUGGCAUUCUGAGAAUCUUAAAUUGAACAAGCAUCACUAUGCGUCCUGGAUGGUGCACCUUGGUGGGGAGAGACUGAUUACGGGAGUUGCUGAUGAAAUUGGUGUGGGAGUACAUUUCAACCCUUUUGUUAGCUGGAAUGGAAAGCUGUUCAAGUAUGGUGUUGUUCGAAUGCAUGACUUACUUCAAGAUGUACACUAUUGGGAGAAAUUCUACUUGUGCGGUCGUUUACAGAAACCGGUUCAUAUUGUUGUUGAUAAUUUAGAUGUUAACAGCACCAAUUCUGUUAACUUGAGAGCUGCAGUGUCAGCUGCUCUUCUCCUGCUUCCAUCGGAAUUCACAGAGGCAGAUCUGUAUGCCAAAGUAUGUAGUCUCUCGUACAUGGGGGAUGUACGCAUGUUAUUUGCCGAGGAUAAAAACAAGGUGAAGAAGAUCGUUUCUGGGCAGUUUGAUCUAUUCCACUCAAUGUAUAAGCCAUUUCUUGAAGAAUAUGAGGCUAAAAAGUUAUUGAGACUUUCAUCAAUUGCCAACAAUCAAAUACAUAUCUCUCAGGAUUGUGACUUAUCAGUUGAUUAUUCUCUAGUUUCUGCACUUCCUCCGUCAAUCAGAAACCAAAUCAUAAUGAAGGAAGGAGUGAAAGAAAAAUUACGGGAAACUGGAAGGGCCAUAAAUGAUACUCGAAGCAGAGUAAGAGAGGAAGCUGCUAAUUGCUUACAGAGAAUUCUGAGGCGUAGAGUAAUGGUUUCAAGUGCAAGGCAGGCUGUAUCUGGUCUUCUGGCUGUUGGUGCAGUAAAUGCAAGCAGGUACCUUGCUAGAAAGGUUACCAAAGCCUGGAAAUCAUGGAGGUGAUUUUUGAUGUAUUCACAGUCAUAGAGAUGAGAUUUUCUUGCUAACCUUGGAAAGUUUACAUAUAUAGGUUAGUGAUCAUUUUCAGUUCUCAUUUCCUCCUUUUCUAUUCCCUUAUCUUGGAGGUAACCUUUCCUUAAUUCUCUUGUAACAACAUAUACUUAACAACAAAUAUGGGCUGGGUGUUUGAUUUGUCAAUACAUUUUGUAGUUAAAUUUA
This is a messenger RNA of Vigna angularis (adzuki bean), 1536 nucleotides long. RefSeq lists its product as uncharacterized. The record is from RefSeq and is a predicted model, not a curated record. The transcript is spliced from 10 exons. Gene Ontology annotation, biological process: CDP-diacylglycerol biosynthetic process; cardiolipin biosynthetic process. Gene Ontology annotation, molecular function: phosphatidate cytidylyltransferase activity. Lineage: Eukaryota; Viridiplantae; Streptophyta; Magnoliopsida; Fabales; Fabaceae. Bases 310 to 1320 code for a protein of 336 amino acids. Gene Ontology annotation, cellular component: mitochondrion.